UGGUGCGGAAGCGCAGGGCCUGGGCGUCUCGGUUGUGACAAAAGUCGGGAGCCUGCGGGAUGCUCCCGGUCGGGUGAGGGUGGCCUGUUUGCACUGACACGCUUUCCGCCGCAGGUGGCCGGCAUGCAGACGGCUGCUCUCUGACCGGCCGCCCCUCCCUGGACAUGGCCCACCGGGGCGUGGAGAGGGACUUCCAGUCUUCGGCGCGGCGCAUGGGCACCUCCCUGCUCUUCCAGCUUUCGGUGCACGAACGGGAGCUGGACCUGGUCUUUCUGGAUCAUAGCUAUGCCAAGCCAUGGAGUGCCCACCCAGAUGCCAGUAGUGCCCGGCCCACGCGCAUGCUCUUUGUUACUCCCCGGAGGCAGCAUGAAAGUACCAUCGAGUCAGACGUCCCAAUAGAUGUGGAGACAGUCACAUCCACCCCCAUGCCACUCUACGACAAUCAGAAGGCACGCAGCGUGAUGAAUGAGUGUGAACGGCAUGUCAUCUUCGCCAGGACUGAUGCAGACGCCCCUCCCCCACCAGAGGACUGGGAGGAGCAUGUCAACAGUACUUUCUGGUCUGCCCUGGAGGACUCCUCCUUCAACAAGAUCCUCAAAGCGCUGCAGUCUGACCGGCUUGCCCGCUUGGCCAACGAAGGGGCUUGCAAUGAGCCAGUGCUACGUCGAGUUGCGGUGGACAAGUGUGCAAGGAGAGUGCGGCAGGCUCUGGCAAGUGUAAGCUGGGACACCAAGCUGAUCCAGUGGCUGCAUACCACCCUGGUGGAGACUUUGAGUCUGCCCAUGCUGGCGGCCUACCUGGAUGCCUUGCAGACGCUAAAAGGGAAGAUCCCUACCUUGAUUGACCGGAUGCUUGUAUCGUCCAACACGAAGACUGGGGCUGCAGGAGCUGAGGCCUUGUCCCUCCUACUGAAGAGGCCCUGGGACCCUGCUGUGGGGGUACUUUCUCAUAACAAACCAAGCAAGCUCCCUGGCUCUCCACUCAUUCUCAUUGCCUCCUCCGGGCCUUCCAGUUCUGCAUUUCCCACCUCACGCCGCCACCGCUUCUGGCAGUCUCAGCUCUCCUGCUUAGGCAAGGUCAUCCCUGUAGCCACCCAUCUGCUGAACAAUGGAAGUGGGGUAGGAGUUCUGCAGUGUCUUGAGCAUAUGAUUGGGGCAGUGAGAAGCAAAGUGCUGGAGAUUCACAGCCAUUUUCCCCACAAACCCAUCAUCUUGAUUGGCUGGAAUACAGGAGCUCUGGUGGCCUGUCAUGUGGCGGUCAUGGAGUACGUCACUGCUGUUGUCUGCCUUGGAUUCCCUCUGCUUACCGUGGAUGGCCCCAGAGGGGAUGUGGAUGAUCCCCUCUUGGAUAUGAAGACUCCAGUCCUCUUUGUCAUUGGUCAGAAUUCCCUGCAGUGUCACCCUGAAGCCAUGGAGGACUUCCGGGAGAAGAUUCGGGCCGAGAACAGUUUGGUGGUGGUUGGGGGAGCUGACGAUAACCUCAGGAUAAGUAAAGCAAAGAAGAAAUCAGAAGGGUUGACACAGAGCAUGGUGGACAGGUGUAUCCAGGAUGAGAUUGUGGACUUUCUGACUGGCGUGCUCACUCGCUCCGAGGGGCACGGGGGCGCCGAGCCUCGGGACCAGGAUGCUGAGAGGAAGAAGAAGCCCCGGGACGUGGCCCGCAGAGACCUGGCCUUUGAGGUCCCUGAGAGGGGCAGUCGGCCCGCCUCCCCCGCUGCCAGGCUUCCAGCCUCCCCUUCAGGCUCCGAGGAUCUCUCCAGUGUGUCCAGCAGCCCCACCUCCAGCCCUAAGACCAAAGUGACCACAGUGGCCUCUGCCCAGAAGUCCAGUCAGAUUGGGAGCUCUCAGCUGCUGAAGAGACAUGUGCAGCGGACAGAAGCUGUGCUGACCCACAAACAAGCCCAAGUUCCCAUCUCAUCGGAUCAAGCGGAGGAAGCAGAGAAAGAGGACCUUAGGGUCCAGCUGAAGCGGCACCACCCCUCCAGUCCUCUGUCUGGCAGUAAGGCCUCCAAGCGACCCAAGAUCAAGGUGUCCCUCAUCUCCCAAGGGGACCCAGCCGGAGGGCCUUGUACCCCUUCCCCAGGAGGAGCCCCAGAAGCUGGGGGAGGAAAGCCCAUCAUGAUGACACUGGGGCAGGCGGCAGCAGGUGCCAAGGAGCUCACGGGGCUUCUCACCACAACCAGGCCCAGUGUUUCUGAAGCGGGUGUGUCAGCCAGCCCAGCCUCCUCCGUGGUCUCCAGCAGCACUGCACCCAGUCCCUUGCACACACUCCAGAGCCGCCUGGUGGCCACCUCCCCUAGCAGCUCCCUCUCAGGGGCCACAUCUGCCAGCAGCCUCCUCCAAGGCCUCAGCUUCAGCUUACAGGAUAUCAGCAGCAAGACCUCGGGCCUCCCAGCAAGCCCCUCCCCAGGACCAUCCCCACAGGCCACCAGUGUGAAGUUGCCCACCCCCAUACAGAGCCUGGGUGCCAUCACCACAGGCACCAGCACCAUUGUCCGUACCAUUCCUGUUGCCACCACUCUCUCAUCCUUGGGUGCCACUCCUGGUGGAAAGCCUACAGCCAUCCACCAGCUGCUGACCAACGGGGGCCUCGCCAAGUUGGCAAGCAGCCUCCCUGGCCUGGCUCAGAUCUCCAACCAAGCAUCAGGCUUGAAGGUCCCCACCACCAUUACUCUGACCCUACGAGGGCAACCAAGCCGAAUCACCACACUGAGCCCCAUGGGCCCAGGAGCAGCCCCAUCCGAGGAGCCCACCUCCCAGGUGCUGCCCUCCAACUCACAGCGCCUGCCUCCAGCUCCCUGAAGACGCACGUGAAGGCCCUCCUUUGCCAAGAUGAGAUGGCUGCUGCAGUGAACCCUGGGCACAUGUGCUGUCCCGCUGAGCUGUCCACUUGUCUGAAGAUCCUUUAAGACACUCACUUUUGCCUCUGCCAGCUGUCUUUGGGGUUGGGCCUGUGGGUCCUGUGAAACUGUUAGGCUAAGUGACGUGGUGCCAGCAAGGGGAGCAUCGUCCUCCAGCAUCUCCAGGUCUGGUUCCCAGAACCCUGGCUCCUCAGCAGGCCGGGACAUUGGAGGGUCACAGUAGCUGUGACUUGCCCCGGGCAGCAGUUCAUGGAAGUUGGUGCUACCCGUGCCAAGUUGGGAGGAGACAUCUUUGUGGCCUAGGGCUGUAGGGGUUCAGAUUGCGAACCCUUUGCUGAGGGCCGGGUCACCCUGGCCCUCCACCUGGCUGGUCGAUAUUAAAGGGACUUGUUUUGGACGUUCUGCUGCCUUCACUGGGUAGCAUGGGAGAGUGCUCCCCAUGCCGCCUCCUCGUAGGAAUCUGCUGUGACUGAGAAUACCUAACAGAUCCAUGAGCGGGCAGAGCACACUGGGCUGUCCUCUCUCAGCCCCUUUGGCCACGUCCAUGUGGAGAGCAGCAGUUGCUAAGAGAUGGAAACAGGCCCCUUUUUUAUCAUGGGUUGGGCACUUCCUGUAUGCAGAAAGCCUGCGGGUCCAGAAAGGUCGAAGACAACCAAUGAACAGCAAAUGAAGUAGCUUCAAGGAUGAGUCAGUAAGUCCUGCUGCUGAAACGAUUCAGGCUUGAGGCUUCGCCUCUAGGUCCUAAGGAGCUGCAGAGUCACCUGGAGAUGAGAAGAAUUUGCAAGGUCAGGGAGAAGAAAGCCCCACCCCCCAAAUCUCUCCGCAGUGCUUGGAGGUGAAACAGCGAUAACGAGCUAAGUUAACGCCUGGGCCUUCCCAGGAAGCCUCGGCGUUAAGACUACGAAGGCUGUGCUUCAGUGUUUCUGUUUCUCUCCCAUGCAUUUGCCUUCUUGCUCAGAGUGGGAGUAUCACUGGCACUGACGCUCCUGUGCGGCACCCUUGCUCUUGGUGCCAGCCUGAGCCCGGGAGGAGCAAGUUCCUGGACAAGUAAUCGCUGAAGAUGGAGCUUGGAGUCCCUCCUCUCCUCACAGUACUUUUGUACAAAGGUAGUUUUAGAUUUGGCUUAGAACCCGUUGUCCACAGCAGCCUCCCUUCCCUUCUGUACUCUAGAAUCUUCCAGCUAUGGUGAUGAGUCAGGCACCCAGUAGGACUCUAUUCAGUAGGGAGAGCCUGCAGCGUGCUAUGGCCGGAACUGUGGUCCAGGGUCCUGACCCAAACCAGACAACCUGCAUUCAAUUCAGCAGUCACCCUUCCAGUCUGAGUGGCAGCCAGGAGGGGUGCACAGCGUGCAGGAGUCAGGGUAGACAGCUGGGCAUGUGUAUGAUAGGAGUGGAGAGGGCAUCUUAAACAUCGUGCCCUCCCUCCCUCCCUGACUCCUGCCGCGCUGGUCUCUGGUGACUCAUAGAAUGGCGCAGUAUUCUUGCAUCAAUUGGUAGGUAACUGCUUUCUGAAAUUCAGGAGGCAUUUAGUAAGUUUGAAGAAGAUAUGAAAUCUGAAAGAGGCAUCCAUAGGUCAGGGGAUUGAUAAGUUUACAGGUCGAAUAAUAACGUACCACCAGGACCUGAAAAUAGUGGGACUGUGUGAAUAUGUGAAGCUUUUAGGAAUCAUUGGGGACAGGCAGAGGGUCCUGAACAGCUAUUUGUGCCCUAGGAGUGCCGCCUGGACAGCGCAGGCAGGGCUGCUCCUGAGAGAUGCUGGCUUGGUGUGUGCUCGGGCCAGAGCAACAACUAACGCACCUUCCCGCUGUCACGCCAGUCCGAGUGCUUCCCACGGUGACUUCCUGAGGCUUGGGUUGCACACCCCGAAGAAUGCCAGACUGGAGGAGGGGGUUAUAAGGACAUGAUUCUUCACCUCAGAGGAAAGGCUAACGGGAGACGUCGUUGAAGUCCAUUGAGUCAGGUUCCCCGUGUCUUCUGCAGCCACACCGCUUGAAAUGAAAAGGAAGCUUUCUUCUACCCAUCACCCAGCAGACCUGGUCUGUAGCCUCAGAUGGGACACUGCUGGCCGAAACGUGGAAGGAUCAAAAAGGCUUUGGGUAAAUUCUUGGAUGACAGGUGUAUGUUGAUGCCCUGUGGGAGAAGAUGGAGGAAGACCUUCUGUCUGUUCUUGGGCCCCCCCCACCCCCCACAAUAACAAUCUUGGGCUGGAUGGUUCCAGACUGAGCCCCUGUGACGGUUCUGUUCACAUUAGUAAGAACAAUUACAGAAAUAAAAACAACUUUGCAUCACU
Messenger RNA from Myotis davidii, 5149 nucleotides. RefSeq names its product KAT8 regulatory NSL complex subunit 3 (gene KANSL3). Gene Ontology annotation, cellular component: NSL complex. The transcript has 22 exons. The coding region runs from base 165 to 2801 and encodes 878 amino acids. Gene Ontology annotation, biological process: positive regulation of transcription by RNA polymerase II. The record is from RefSeq and is a predicted model, not a curated record. NCBI's taxonomy places the organism in Eukaryota, Metazoa, Chordata, Mammalia, Chiroptera, Vespertilionidae.